AUGUGGGCCGGGAGAGUGUGGGCGUGGGAGACUAAGGGCGUGGGAGUGUGGGCGUGGGAGAAGUGUGUGGGUGGGAGACUAAGGGCGUGGGAGUGUGGGCGGGAGAUGUGGGCGGAGACUAAGGGCGUGGGAGGUGUGGGCGUGGGAGAGUGUGGGCGGGAGAAUAGGGGGCGUGGGAGGAGGUACAGCAACAGGAGGUACAGCAGUGGGAGGUACAGCAACAACAGGAGAGUACAGCAGCAGGAGAUUACAGCAGCAGCAGGAGGUACAACAGCAGGAGAAUUCACAGCAGUGGGAGGUACACAACAGCAGGAGUACAACAGGAGGUACAGCAACAGGAGGAUUCUACAGCAACAGGAGGUACAGCAGCAGAAGGUUACAACAGCAGGAGAUACAACAGCAACAGGAGGUACAACAGCAGGAGGUACAACAACAGUCAACAACAGGAGGUACAGCAGCAGGAGGUACAGCAGCAUAAUUACAGCAACAGGAAGUACAACAGCAGGAGGUACAGCAGCAGGAGGCACAGCAGCAGGAGAUGCAACAGGAGCACAGCAGCAGGAGGUUACAGCAGCAACAGGAGUGCAACAACAGGAGAGUACAGCAACAGGAGUUGGCAACAGGAGGGUACAGCAGCAGGAGGUACAGCAACAGGAAGUACAGCAACAGGAGGUACAGCAACAGGAGCACAGCAGCAGGAGAUGCUGCAGCAGGAGUGCAACACAGGAGGUGCAACAGCAGCAGGAGUGCAACCAACAGGAGAUGCAACAGCAGGAGGUACAGCAACAGGAGGCACAGCAGCAGGAGAGUACAGCAGCAGGGGUACAGCAACAGGAGGUACAACAACAGGGAAGGUACAGCAACAGGAGGCACAGCAGCAGGAGUGCAACAACAGAGCACAACAGCAGGAGGUGCAGCAACAGAAUUACAGCAACAAGUACAGCAGCAGGAGGUGCAACAACAGAAGGUGCAGCAGCAGGGAGGCACAGCAACAGGAGCACAACAGCAGAAGUACAGCAGCAGGGAGUACAGCAGCAGGAGGUACAGCAGCAGGAGGUAAGCAACAGAGAAUUACAGCAGCAGGAGGCACAGCAGCAGGAAGUACAGCAACAGGAGCACAGCAGCAGAGUGCAACAGCAGGAAGUACACCAGCAGGAGUACAGCAGCAGGAGUACAGCAACAGGAGGUACAGCAGCAGGAGAUGCAACAGCAGGAGGUGCAACAGCAGGAGAGUACAGCAGCACAGUGCAGCAGCAGGAGGUACAACAGCAGGAGGAACAACAGCAGAAGCAGGAGUGCAACAGCAGGGAGGUACAGCAACAGCAGGAUUCCAGCAGCAGCAGGAGAUACAGCAACAGAAGGUACACAGCAACAGGAGUACAACAGCAACAGGAUACAGAAGCAGGAGGUACAGUAGCAGGAGUACAGCAACAGCAGGAGAUACAGCAGCAGCAGGAGUACAGCAACAAGAAGGUUACAGCAACAGGAGGUACAACAGCAACAGGGAGGGUACAGCAACAGCAGGAGGUACAACAGCAACAGGAGGAUUACAGCAACAGCAGAAUUACAGCAACAGAAGGUACAUCAGCAGGAGAGGUACAGCAACAACAGAAUUACAACAGCAGAAUUACAGCAACAACAGGAGGUACACAACAACAGGAGGUACAGCAACAACAGGAGGUACAGCAACAACAGGAGAGUACAACAGCAGCAGGAGGUACAACAACAGAGGAGUACAGCAGCAGGAGGUACACAGCAGCAGGAGCAGCAGGAGGUACAACAGCAGGAGGUCAACAGCAGCAGGAGGUACAACAACAGCAGGAGGUACAACAGCAACAGGAGGAGGUACAACAGCAGCAGGAGGUACAACAGCAACAGGAGGCUAACAGCAACAGGAGGUACAACAACAGAAGGUACAUCAGCAGGAGAUACAACAGCAGCAGGAGGUACAGCAGCAACAGAGAGGUACAACAGCAACAGGAGGUACAACAACAGCAGGAGGCACAGCAACAGGAGAAGAUACAGCAGCAGGAGUACACAGCAGGAGGUGCAACAGCAGGAGGUACAACAGCAGGAGCACAGCAGCAGAGGUACAGCAACAGGAGGAUACAGCAACAGGAGGUACAGCAGCAACAGAAUUACAACAGCAGAAGUCAACAACAGGAGGUACAACAGCAGGAGGUACAACAGCAAGGUACAGCAACAGGAGGUACAGCAGCAGGAGGUACAGCAGCAGGACACAGCACGGAGAACAGCAGCAGGAGGGAGGUACAGCAGCAGGAGGUACAGCAGCAGGAGGCACAACAACAGGAGGCACAGCAGCAGGAGGCACAGCAGCAGGAGGUACAGCAGGAGCAACAGGAGGUGCAACACAGGGUACAGCAGCAGGAGGUGCAACAACAGGAGGUACAGCAACAGGAGGUACAGCAACAGGAAAUUACAGCAACAGGAGUGCAACAGCAGAAUAGCAGGAGGUACAACAGCAGGAGAUUACAGCAACAGGAGGCACGGCAGCAGCAGGAGUGCAACAACAGGAGGUACAGCAACAGGAGGUGCAACAGCAGGAGUACAGCAGGAGGAGGAGUACAGCAGCAGCAACAGGUACAGCAACAGAAAGUACAGCAACAGGAGUGCAACAGCAGCAGAGGUACAGCAGCAACAGGAUACAACAGCAGCAGGAGGUACAACAGCAACAGGGUACAAGCAACAGGAGGAGAAUACAACAGGAGUACAGCAGCAGGAGUACAACAGCAGGAGAAUUACAGCAACAGGAGGUACAACAGCAACAGGAGGGUACAACAGCAACAGGAGGUACAGCAGCAGGAGGUACAACAACAGGAGGUGCACAGCAGCAACAGGAGUACAACAGCAAAGGUACAGCAGCAGCAAGGAGUUACAACAGCAGGAGUACAACAGAGAUUAAGCAACAGGAGGUACAACAGCAGAGGUACAGCAACAGGAGAAUUACAGCAGGAGGUACAGCAACAGGAGGUACAGCAACAGGAGGUACAGCAACAGGAGGUACAGCAACAGGAAGUACAACAACAGGAGGUGCAACAGCAGGAGUACAGCAACAGGAGGAGUACAGCAACAGAAGGUACAACAGCAAGAGAGGUACAACAAGGUACAGCAGCAACAGGAAUUACAACAGCAGGAGGAGUACAGCAACAGCAGGAGGUACAGCAACAGGAGGAGGUACAACAGCAACAGGAGGUACAACUAAGCAGGAGGUACAGCAACAGGUACAGCAACAGGAGGGUACAACAGCAGGAGGUACAGCAAGCAGGAGAAUUACAGCAGCAGGAGAUACAACAGCAGGAGUACAAGCAGCAGAAUUACAGCAACCAGGAGUGGGUACCAGGGAGGUGCGAAUAG
Messenger RNA from Homarus americanus (American lobster), 3375 nucleotides. RefSeq lists its product as uncharacterized. Lineage: Eukaryota; Metazoa; Arthropoda; Malacostraca; Decapoda; Nephropidae. The record is from RefSeq and is a predicted model, not a curated record. The transcript has 7 exons. Bases 1 to 3375 code for a protein of 1124 amino acids.